This is a messenger RNA of Porites lobata, 981 nucleotides long. The record is from the annotation of a GenBank genome assembly. NCBI's taxonomy places the organism in Eukaryota, Metazoa, Cnidaria, Anthozoa, Scleractinia, Poritidae.
AUGUCAUGUCUUCCAGCUUACAAGAACUGUGCUGAACUGUACAAAGCUGGAAAACGAACAAGUGGAGUUUACAAGAUGGACCCAGACGGUGCUGGUGUCUUUGACGUGUACUGUGACCAAAAAACAGCCGGUGGGGGGUGGACAGUGUUCCAAAAGAGACUGGAUGGCUCGGUUAAUUUCUACCGCGGCUGGAACGACUACAAAAAAGGGUUCGGAAAUCUGAAUGGCGAGUUUUGGCUUGGACUGGACAAAAUUCACCGCCUGGCAAAAACUAAAAGCAAACUUCGAGUGGAUCUAGAGGACUUCAACAGAAACACGGCUUAUGCCGAGUACAGCUACUUUGCUAUAACAGACGAGAGAAGCAAAUAUAAGCUGAGUCUUGGAACUUACUCCGGUAAUUGUAUUACUAACUUGAUUAAAAAUGGAGUUCGGGGAAACGUCUUUUAAAGGCCCCAGUUAAUGCUAAUGAUUUUGACGUUUAAGAAAUAAAGAGUCACCACAGUCCCAUACGCAGUAAAGUAUUUAAUAAUCACACCGCUAUCAUAAAAUAAGAGUACGGCAAAUUAAUAUAAUAUGGAGCGUUAGAGUGAUUUCACUACGACCAUGAAACGGCUUCAUUGCUUCCCGCUGUUUCUAGAUCUUAACCAUCCUAUUAAGAAUAACAGUUAUGUGGAGAUAAAUGUAAGGAAAUAUCGUUUCUUCCAAUUUCAUUCUCCAGGAAAUGCUGGUGACUCGCUAAGUUUUCACAGAGGCUCUCCUUUCUCAACUAAAGAUCGAGACAAUGACGGCUCGUCUAAUAACUGUGCCACACGUUUCAAGGGGGCUUGGUGGUACGAGAGAUGUCAUGAGUCCAACCUAAACGGCCUCUAUCAUCGCGGAAGACACUCUUCAUAUGCUGAUGGUGUGAACUGGUAUCACUGGAAGGGACAUCACUACUCCGUUAAACGAGCUGAAAUGAAAAUCAAACCAGUCAACUUCUAA